Molecule: messenger RNA, 1867 nt
Organism: Raphanus sativus (radish)
Lineage: Eukaryota; Viridiplantae; Streptophyta; Magnoliopsida; Brassicales; Brassicaceae
Exons: 12
Coding region: 186-1562 (458 amino acids)
Source: RefSeq, a predicted model, not a curated record
AGAAACAGAAAAAGAACUUUGAAAAAAUAGAAUCAAGCCGAAUCUUCGGACAUCCAUCCGAAAUUGGUUUUGGUCUUCCAUUAGGGCAGAACUGCCUUCCCUUUUUUCAAUUACUACCUUCACUUACAUUCGCGCUUCCCUAAAGUUUCAGAGGGUUUUGGUCUCUCGACGAAGAAGAAGAAACGAUGAAUAUGGACGGGCCUCUUGAUUUCGAGAACGAAGAUCCUCUUGUUAACCCUCCACCAUCUGCUGAGAAAAGGAAGAAAGUGAUUGAGUUAGAUGAUCUUGUCUCCGAUUUCUACAAAGAGAAGAGCAAACUCAUAGACAAACGAAACAGGAAACGCAAAGCCUCCUCUAAGCUUUACGAUUCUGAUGAUGAUGAUGACAAACAUGGCCAACAAACUUUGCUCUCCAUUGUUGAUAACUGUCGUAAUCAGAUGAAUGAGAUAUGCAGCGAAGAAGAUAUCCAAGAGUGGGGUUUAUCUAUGUUUGGAGAUCAGAGAGCUCCAACGCAUUCACUGCUUGCUGAUCUCGACAACUGCUACUUGUUGAAAGAGUUUAUGAGUAGUCAGCUAAACUCGGUGGUCGAUCUUAAUCCAGAUAACGGAACCGCAUUUCUUGAGGGGUUACUGGUUAACGGCUGGCUCACAAAACUGAUCUUGACGUGUGCACGUGUGGAAACAAUCAUAUGCAAAUGGUCGCUUGAUAUGUUGUUGUAUUCACCAAAAGAAGACCUAAGGUCUUCUGCUUGUGACUUCUGGUGUUCCAUACUCUUAUCACAUAACGAGGUUAAUGGAGCUCCUGUUGAGAUCCAAUGGCUUCCUAACUAUCAGAUAAUUAAAGAAGCUCUUGAAUCAUAUGGGUUCAGAACUAAUUCAUCACAAAAUGCUGAACUACCUGAAGCAGAUUCCAAGUCUCAAGGUCCUCCUCAGAAUAUCAGAGCUUGGCUCAAAUUCGUCUCUGCUUGCUGUCAGAUUAGGUGUAAAAGGUCUAUUUUCAACGCAUCUCAACUUGAACAAAUAGCCGGAAUCCUUGUUUGGCUGCUCUUAGAUCGCGGUCUUCAAGGUCUUUCGCUUCUCCUACAAGAAUGCUUGAUAUCUGUUACUGAAUCCUUCAAAGAUGGAGAGUGGGUUUCAAGCUGCAAGAACAUAGCAAACUCUCUUGCUUCCAGAGUAGCUCAAGACAUGAACUGUUUGAGGAUAGUGGAAUCUGUAUCAGGUGUUGAUGCUCGAAGCAAGCGUUUGAGAAGUACCAUCGCCAAUCAAAUGCUUGUUGUUUUACUUGAUCAUAAGGAGAGCGACGAGAAUCUGAUGAGCUCGCUGAUGUCUAUCAAUCUGAAGGAGAAGAGUUGCAACCUUUUCAGAACGUACAUGCUGUUGGUUUUGGCAGAGAACUGGCUCUUGUCCAGUAAACUGGUUGAGGAGAAGCCAGUUUUGAGAGACAUGUGGGCUGUGUUUCUCAGAAACUGUUUCAGUCAGAUCAAUAGCACCGAUCUUCGGCCUUUUGCAUCAAAGGUUCGUACUAAAGCCUCGUAUCUUCUUCAAGGAUGCAGAAGCGAUUGAAGUGGUAAAACCUGUAACGUUAGCACUUACCAGCAAGUCUCCAAAGUGAAAUUUAGUUAGUGUUAGGUUUUGGUUUUUAGCUUUAGUUUAACUCUUUUAACACUGAAAGAAACUAAAUUGUAGAACCCUCUAUUAAGCUUUCUUUUUUGCCCAUGUCUUGGGGGUAGGAGAAAAAUCUACCCUUGUGUCAUUGAUGAAUUUGGGUUAUGUUACCAAAUCUAAUACUACAAACUCAUUGAGUGGUACUACUGUUGUAAGUUUAUUAUGUUAGCUGAUAGUCGUCUAAUGAAUAUUUUAAGUGCUAA